AUGUCUCCCGGGAAAACAAAGGAUGAAGUGAGAAUCUUCACCCCUGUUGGCCAGUUCGGCCAAGGGUGGAACUCGAGUGUCUUCUGGAACACGAUCGACGCCGGUGUUGAUGCCAUCAUUGCUGAUGCUGGCUCAACCGAUAGUGGUCCUGGACGUCUCGCGCUUGGGAAGACAGCAGCCUCUCCGCAAGGCUACAAGAGAGAUUUUGGCGAGCUGGUCAAAGCCUGCCAUACCCAUGGCGUUCGCUGCCUUAUUGGCUCUGCUGGCGGUUCUGGGACGAAUGCACAAGUUGACAUGAGCGUCGAGCUUAUCAAAGAGAUAGUCAAAGAGAAUGGCUACCGUCCUAUGAAAGUCAUCAGCAUCUACGCCGAGAUUCCAAAAGAGACUGUCCGCCAAAAGUUCAAGGAUAAUCUCAUGAGCCCAUGUGGUAAGGCUGUCCCUGAACUGAAGGAGGAAGACAUCGAUUCUGCAAUCAAGAUUGUCGCACAAAUGGGCUUGGAGCCAUACCUGAAGGCCAUGAACGAGAACCCGGACUUCGACAUCAUAAUCGGCGGUCGCUCUUAUGAUCCAGCACCGUACGCGGCGUUCUGUAUGCAUCAUGGGUUUGAAGAUUUGGGUAUCAACUACGCCAUGGGCAAGAUCAUGGAAUGUGGGGCGCAGUGCGCCAUCCCGAAAACCAGAGAAUCUCUAGCAAUUGUGCGUCGCGAUAACUUCGACCUAAUCCCCCUCCAGCCAGAAGCCCGCUGCACUCCGUUGUCGGUCGCUGCCCAUCUUCUGUACGAGAAGAGCAGACCAGACAUCCUUCAAGGGCCAGGUGGUGAGCUUCACACCAAGGACAUGACAUAUGAGCAAGUUGAUGAACGCACUGUGAGAGUGCGUGGGCCCAAGUUCAUCCCACAGCCAGAGGGCGAGUAUACAGUCAAAACCGAGGCGGCGCGUAUCAACGGGUACCAGAACAGUUUUGUGGGAGCUUUCAGGGAUCCGAUCUUGAUUUCUCAGCUCGACACUUGGCUCCCCGCCGUCAAGGAGACAGUCGGUGCCAGAAUGUCCGGGAACUACCCAUACGAGACCAAAAUCAUCACCUAUGGCAUCAACGGUGUCAUGGGGGCCCUCGAACCGGACAAGAGUCUACCCAAGGAGGUCUGCGUGGUCGUUCAGUGCAAAGCACCCACGCAGGAGCAAGCAAAUGAGGUGGCCAACAGGACCAAGAUGGGCUUGACUCAUGCUCCAUACCCUGGCCAGCUUGCCACUGCUGGGAACUUCGCUUGGCCCAUAACCCCUUGCGAAACUCCGAUAGGCCCGGUGCCUGAAUUCUGCAUGUACCACCUCAUUCACAAAGCGGAUCCUGUUGGCCUCUUCCCCUUCAAGGUGGACGUGUUCGAGGGAACUAACAAAUUUAUUGAUACUCGUGAAAAAGUAGCGGUCAAGGCUGACGGUGUAGUGGCAAAUAUCAAGAACCCAGCAGCGACUGCCGGUCAGCCGAAGACGUAUUACUUGAAGCCUGCACCGGCUGCAGGGACAUGCUAUCUUGGAGAUAUCGCCUCGGUUGUCCGCAGCAAGAUUGCCGGGCCGUAUGAAGUGACCUUUGACAUUAUGUUUAAGGAGGAAGAAGUGUACCAGAGAGUGAAGAAAGCCAACGUGCUGUCUGGAGCGGCAGUGGCCAAGCUCUACAAUAUCCCCGAGAGCGAUGUAGUCGCUGCCCUUUGGUGGGACCCUGCAAGGGCGUUCAAAGCCACCAUUCCCCGGUAUCGCGCCUCGGCGGGGUUUGAGGAAACAGACACGCACGGCUCCCAGCAGCAUGCGCCGCUUCUGUUCUUGACCCUGCCUUGGGGCCGCGAGUAG
Messenger RNA from Fonsecaea multimorphosa CBS 102226, 1842 nucleotides. RefSeq lists its product as uncharacterized. Bases 1 to 1842 code for a protein of 613 amino acids. NCBI's taxonomy places the organism in Eukaryota, Fungi, Ascomycota, Eurotiomycetes, Chaetothyriales, Herpotrichiellaceae. The transcript has 3 exons. The record is from RefSeq and is a predicted model, not a curated record.